AUGGCAUGCUCAUCUUCAACAACGCCGACCUGCUGCACUUCCUCGUCACCAUCCUCAAGAAACGGAGAUCCUACUCCUCUCGAACGCCUGCUGUUGCGAUCUCCCUCUCCAACGCCCGCUGCUGAUCUUCUCCAACUCCGACGACCAUCGCUGCAACAUCUCCUCGACAUCAACAAUGGGGCGUCGAGCUCCUGGUGGUGCUCUGCUCCAGGUGGUUGGCUGACCUUCCGCCAAGGCCACCACGGUUCUUCCCCAAGGCCGGGUCCUUCGCUGUCUAUCUUCGUCCCUGCUGCUCUUCUUCGAUUGCAACAUCUACGACCUCGAAUUGAAGAUCAUCACGACCCAUAG
Messenger RNA from Triticum turgidum subsp. durum (durum wheat), 348 nucleotides. NCBI's taxonomy places the organism in Eukaryota, Viridiplantae, Streptophyta, Magnoliopsida, Poales, Poaceae. The record is from the annotation of a GenBank genome assembly.